Messenger RNA from Linum trigynum, 3871 nucleotides. The record is from the annotation of a GenBank genome assembly. Lineage: Eukaryota; Viridiplantae; Streptophyta; Magnoliopsida; Malpighiales; Linaceae.
CGAACUAAUCAACAACUUCUCCAUCCUCUCUACCUUCUCUAUUUUCCACUCCCUUUUCUUUUCCUUCUUCACUUUCUUUCCCCCUUUCUGUUACAGUUAACAAUUUUCAACCGAAGCCUCCUACCGUCAUUACUAAUUUCCAAAUUUCAUCAAGACAAUCACGAUCGAGAUGGGGCCUGCCAAUUAGUCCCAUAAUUCUAUCUUUUUUUUUUUUAUGUUUGUUGCUUAUACCUAGACUAGAAAUUAUGACGGAUAGUAGGACAAUUGUCUGCGCACAUUGCUGAAGAAUGGAUGAGUGAACGUCACCCAGGGACGGAUCUAGCUGAGGUCUCGCCCCCCCCCCCCCCCCCCCCAACCAGAAUUUUAAACCUAUAUGAAGUUUGGAAAAUUGCAUAUAAACAAAGGUUAUUAAUUAAACUAUUAUGUGCGAAAAUACAACAUACAUCCCUUCCUAGCCUAGCCUAGCGGUAGGUGAUUGAGCAGAGUUCGAUCCUGCUGGAUAGCAUGUUAAUUGAAUUUUAUUUCUAUCUCAUUUUCAUUUUUUCAUUAAUGUUUUUCGUUUUUUGUUUUCUUUUACCAAAAUGUUGAUUUAUUUUAAUAUUUUGGUUUAAUACACUUGUAUAUCCAAACUUUCACGGUUGUGCCAAUAAUAUCCAAAUUUUCCGAAAUACCACUUAUAUCCAUGUUUUAAAGUUGUUCUUUGCCAAAUCUAUCCAUUUCCCAAUAUCUUUUUGGUUAAAUACACUUGUAUAUCCAAAAACACCGUUAAAGAAUGUGAAGGAAUUGGAUAUAAGUGGUAUUUCAGGAAAUUUGGAUAUUAUUGGCACAACCAUGAAAGUUUUGGAUAUACAAGUGUAUUUAACCUAAUAUUUUCUUAUAAGUUAACGUUAAUGUUUUCUCUUUUUUGUUUUUUUACCAAAAGAUUAAUUUAUUGUAAUAUUUCCUUAUAAGUUCAAUCAUUUUAAACACACCAAUCUAAUUUUUCAACUUAUGAAUUUGUAUUUAUUGUCUUGGUUAUAUUAAUUAUCUUUAAACAUCAAUAUAUACAUAUAUUCAGUUGUAAAGAUAUUAAAAGAUACGCUAUAUACAAGUGUAUUUAACCUAAUAUUUUCUUAUAAGUUAACGUUAAUGUUUUCUCUUUUUUGUUUUUUUUUUUACCAAAAGAUUAAUUUAUUGUAAUAUUUCCUUAUAAGUUCAAUCAUUUUAAACACACCAAUCUAAUUUUUCAACUUCUGAAUUUGUAUUUAUUGUCUUGGUUAUAUUAAUUAUCUUUAAACAUCAAUAUAUACAUAUAUUCGGUUGUAAAGAUAUUAAAAGAUACGCUAUAUAUUGGAAUGUUAAUUUAUUUCUUGUUCAUAUAAUAUAAGCACUUGUUUGGAAUAUAAUACCGUAAAAAUUUAUCUUUCAUUCAUAUAAUUUAAUCACUUGUUCAUAUGAUUCACCUUUACUCGAUAGUAAACUAAAAAAUCCCCCCCCCCUCCCCCGUGAACCUUAAAUCCUUACUCCACCCCUGUCGUCACCUAAACGCAAACUACAAGACUAGUCAUCAUACCCCAGAGCAAACUACAUGAUUGGCCAUUACCACCUAAGAACCAAAUCUUUAAUACUCUCCUCUUCUCUCUCUCUCUCACAACAUUCUCUCUUCACUUCAAUUUCCUGGAUCAUCCAAGAAUUCAUCCACGUCAAAAGAAAAUCUCUCUUCAUGAAGAGAUCCUUUGUUUAGACCCUCGAAUGGAUCUUCUUCAGCAUUCCCAACUGAACCUCCUCCAUCAUUUGCUGCACCAUUCCCAUUAUAACUUGUUCAACCAACUAUUAUUCAUCCCUUGGAGGUUCCAGGAGCUCCUCCUCCCUAUAAGGCUCCAGAUCGUGCUCCUCCCUCCUCCUCCGUUUGAAGCUCUAGAUGCUACUCACUCUUUUGAAACUCCAUAUUCUUCUCCUCUCUCUAGUCCUGCUUAACGGUAGCUCGUGGAGUUCUGCGGGAGUGGCCGCUGCGAGCACUGUGAGACUAGCUGAGGGAGAGUCUAACACUAGAGCGAUUGUGGGAGCGAUCUGUGCUUGAUUACACACUAAGAAGGUUCAACCGCUUGUUCAAACCCUCGAUCAGAGAAAUGAGCAGUUGAACAAGAAUUCAUUUUUGAAUGUCAAAGACGGCUACAUUAUGAUUAAUGUCAUUCUUUAGGUGGUUGACGACGUAAGCGAGCAUGGGUAGCUUCAUCAGAUUGUUGGUUUCCUCUUGCUGCGCAACAUCAUCAGUUAUGACAAAUUUGAGUUGGUGAACUUUCUUGACCUUUGCUCCCCAAUUCUUCAUGGAUUUUCUUAGCUCGAACAGAUUCUUGUAGAUGUUGUCCAACUUCUCGAACAAGAUGUUCGUUUUCUCAAGAAAUUUCUGACAUGUCCUCGAGGUAAGGUGCGAGGGUAAAUCUGCUUGUACUGACCACAUUAGAAGCAGGUGGUAUACUUUGAGGCAUAAUCCCUGGACUAGAAGGGCCUGGAAAAGCACAACCAAAAGUAUCUUAAGCCACAAGACCAAGCUCCACCAUCUGAUCCACUGAAGGCUGGUGUAGAUAUACUUUGAGGCAUAAGCACUGGAACAGAAGGGCCCGGAGCACUACUGCCAAAAGCACAUUCACUAACCAGACCAGGCUCCACCAUCUGAUCGUACGAUGGUUCAGUAGCAGCCCGGUUAGGGCGAUGCCCGCUUAGUUACCCUCUCAUGAUUGGUGAGGGAGCUACGAGAUAUUGGACCGAAAAGCACCCUAAGUCACCAGAUUUGCAGAGAAUUACCUUCUCACAGUCAAAGGUCAAGAUAUAUAGUAGUUCACUUCACCCUCAAAUAUCUAAUAUUGGAAUCUUAAUGGAUGAUCUCUGUCUGCAACGCUUCCAUCAUGUAUAUCUUCAAUUGAUCCUGAGACGCAACUUUCGCAGGUUUGUAUCAGUUCAAUUUAUCGACAUAUUUUUCUUCUUCUUGACAAGGACCUUCAACUCGACUAGCUUUCACAUGUUUUUUACUACUAAUUCCUUAAAAUUUGGUAUAACCAUCUGUUAUAGGAUUCUAGUGGAUCAAUUUUUGAGAUAACAAGACCAAAUGAAAGUGAACGACGUGAAGAUUGUGCUAGCUACCAUGAACAACUAAAUACUGUUUCAGUUGUGGCUCUUAAUUAAGUGGUUUGUUAUAAUCCAAUGAGGAAACUAUGGAAACAACUCUCUGGAGCAAGUGUGAAACUCGUAGAAGACAAGCCAGAUGUGAGUGAAAAAAGAUUAUCCAAAUAUUGAUUAAUUUUUUGUCUCGAAAUUUUUAAAAAAUUACAUAACUUUUUUUCCUUCAAAAUUAACAACUAACUAUAACAAAUUUUAAGUGAAACAUAAAAUUUAGACGAAAAAUAAGUAUGAUUUAUUGAAAUAAAUUGAAAAAAAGGUAGGAACUAGGAAGCUAAAUUUGGUUUCUUAAGGAAUUGGGGUAAAAAUGUGUUUUGACAAAUAAGAAAGACAUUUUUUUAUAGUUUAUAGAGUUGAAGUUAGUCAUGCCUAUUAUUGGGAGCUAAAAAAAUGGAGGGUUGGAGUGGGAGAAAAAAAAAGAAGCUAAAAGUCCAGGUUUAGCUAUUUAGCUUACUAAGUUGGAAUUAGUCUAGCGAACUAAUCAACAACUUUUCUCGCUAAUGGUGCCUUUAAAAAAUAUCAACUUCUUUUCCCUCCUCUCUACUUUCUCUCUAUUCAACUGUCUGGAGCGAGUGUGAAACUCGUGGAAGACAGGCAAGAUGUGAGUGAAAAAAGAUUAUCCAAAUAUUGAUUAAUUUUUUCUCAAAAUAUUAAAAAAAAGUUAUAUCUUUUUUUCAAAAUUAACAACUAAUUAUAACAAAUUUUAAGUGAAACA